AUGGCCAAAACCAAGACCUUGGCAUCUCUCCUCUGGUUACUACUCCUGUCUCCCCUCUCCACCGCCGCAGCAUCCAGCGCCGCUUAUCCCACCAUCCCUGGCACCGCGGACACCUCCUUCUCGGCUUCACAAGACAGCAAACUUAUCCCAAUCAGGCGUGAAGUGUAUGGCGAUGGGAGAAUAUUUGACAUCACCCACAGGUACACAAGCGACAUGGCGUCCAUGGACUCAGAAAAUGGGCUGGGUCAGUUUCUGAGGCUCCGAGAAAGCAUGAAGAAUGGGUCCUUCGCCAACAUAUCAGAGAUGAAGUUGAUCACUCAUACUGGAACACACGUUGAUGCACCUGGACAUUACUAUGAUCAUUACUUCGAUGCUGGGUUUGAUGUGGACACUCUUGACCUUGAAGUGCUAAAUGGUCCUGGGCUAUUAAUUGAUGUUCCAAGGGGGACGAACAUAACUGCUGAAGUUAUGAAGUCAUUACAUAUUCCUAAGGGAGUUCGUCGUGUUCUUUUCAGAACAGAAAAUACUGACAGGCGACUUAUGUUCAAAAAUCAGAUGGAUACAAGCUUUGUGGGAUUCACCACAGACGGAGCAAAAUGGUUGGUUGAAAACACUGACAUUAAGCUUAUUGGAAUUGAUUACCUAGCUGUUGCUGCUUGGAGUGAUUUGGUUCCAGCCCAUCUUGUCCUUUUGGAGAGCAGGGAAAUCAUCAUUGUGGAAGGCCUAAAACUCGAUGACAUCCAACCUGGAGUGUAUUCUAUCCAUUGCUUGCCUCUAAGGUUGCUUGGUGCUGAAGGAUCGCCAAUACGAUGCAUUCUCAUCAAAUGA
Messenger RNA from Dovyalis caffra, 828 nucleotides. Lineage: Eukaryota; Viridiplantae; Streptophyta; Magnoliopsida; Malpighiales; Salicaceae. The record is from the annotation of a GenBank genome assembly.